Rhopalosiphum maidis (corn leaf aphid) is the source of this 3014-nucleotide messenger RNA. Its product is annotated as fanconi-associated nuclease 1-like. Gene Ontology annotation, molecular function: flap-structured DNA binding; 5'-flap endonuclease activity; 5'-3' exonuclease activity. The record is from RefSeq and is a predicted model, not a curated record. Gene Ontology annotation, biological process: interstrand cross-link repair. The transcript has 12 exons. Bases 174 to 2999 code for a protein of 941 amino acids. NCBI's taxonomy places the organism in Eukaryota, Metazoa, Arthropoda, Insecta, Hemiptera, Aphididae. Gene Ontology annotation, cellular component: nucleus.
UUUUGGUUAAUUCGGUAUGUCGUAUUACCGUUUGUAUAGUGUAUAACUUAGUUUAAUAAUAUUUAAGUUUUAACUUGAAUUCCUGCAGCCAGUUUUAUUUUAUUUUAAUUGUUUCCAUUCUUAUUUUAUAAAAUUUUCUUGAUCACUACUGGAUCUAAUUUUUAGAACUUAAUAUGGAUUCUCCGUUUAAAACUCCAUCAAAGAGGUCCAUGUCUCAAAGAUUACCAUCCAGUGGUUCAUCUUCACCAUUUACGCCAAAAAGAAGUAGAAUUAAACGGAUAAGUAGUGAAGGAUAUGAUUCUGUUUCCCGGAUUUUGGCAUUUGAUGAAUCCACUAGCUGUUCGCCUACUAGACGGAAACUAGAUUUUUUAUCAUUUAGUCAAAAUUCAUUGCUACAUAAUGAAAAUGAACGUAUUCAAUGUGAACAGACUACGCCUGUUAAGAUUGAACAAUUAAAUUCUGAAAAACAAAAAAUUUUAUUAUCUCCAAGUAUUAAGGUUAAUCCUAAAAGAUUUAAUAUUUCUGAACAAGAUAAAAAUACUAUUAAAUCAUCUUCAAGUAAAAGAAGUGGUUCAAAUAACUCUACACCAUCCAAAAAAUCAAAACUAUUAAAUGUAAUUGCAGGCUGUAAAAAAAUAACUUCUUUUUUCAAACCUAUUCAAGAAAAACCAGAUUCUAUUAAAAAAGAUGUUGGUAAUUAUUUUUCCCCAGCUAAGCAUAAAAUCAAAGAAGAAAAUAUAGAUUCUACUAUUGAAAAUUGUAUUAAAUCUAAUAUACAAAUUGAUUCCCCAAAUAAAAAUGAUAAUAUUAAUAACAUUCAAGUUCAAACACCAAAAAUAUUUAGUGUUAGUUCAACCUAUACAAAUGAGCAAAAAACGAGUCCAAGAAGAAAAGUUAUGAAGAGUCCAGUUUCAAAUAAAACAAAAAUGAAAGAUGUUGCAGGACAAGUGACGCCAAGCAAAAUCGAAAGUAUAAAUAAUAGUCCUAUAACAAGUCCAAGAAUUUUGGAAUAUUUAGAUAACAAAGUUGAUAUUUCUGGUGGUGAUACAUACAGCAGGUUUAUUAAGUCAAUUGUUCUUAAAACUGAAAUCCUUUGUUUUGGUAAAGAAGACAUAAUGAAAAAAGUUAAAAGUGCUACUAAUGAUGAACUUAAAAUUUAUGGAAGAUUGAUAGCUAGAAAACAUGGAUGGAUUCGUGCAAAUGGACCUGAUGGACUUCAAAAGUAUAAAGAAUUAAAUCUAUGUGAUAAUUUUGAUAGUGUUUUAGAAUCUUUAGCUACCAAACAAUUAAUAAAUACAGAUGUUACUUCUUGUGAACUUAAUACCCUAUUAAAUAUUCUAAAAACCCAAGAACUUAGAGAAUUACAGAAGACAUUCAAUAUUAAAUUAAGUUCUAGCAAAAGCCAAACUAAACCUGAAAUGAUAAAAUCAUUUAUUAACCUUGUAAAAAAUCAAAGAACAUUUUGUGGAAAUUCAACCAGUAAUUUAAAAGAACGUGUCAAAAAUAUAAUAGGCUACUGUUUGAAACUAUCAGAUACAUCAAGAAAUGAUAUAAUGAGCUGCUUAAUCUAUGAAUCAUACCCUUAUUUCAGUGGAGAAGAAAAAGACAGAUUUCGUGAUUGUUUUACCAAAUUUUCUAUGGUUGAAAAAAAAUUACUAAAAUUUCCUACAUUUGAAGCAAAACGAGUUUCAAUUAAUUUCAGUUCAAAAGAUAGCUUUGAAAUGUACAAAAUUGCUUUGAAUCUUCGCCAUGAAGUUCAGUUACUUUUAGAGCAAAAAGAUCACGAAAAUGCAAUUUUAGUAUUGUGUAUUGUAUUUGAAAAUUUUAAGUCAGCUGUAUGUGAUGAAUCUAUUAUAGAAUCUCUAUCAAAUAUACCUACCUAUUUACGAAAAUACUCUGCAAUAUCUGUGUAUGCGCAUACAUUGUUCAAAAAUAUAACAAUAUUAAAAAAAUGUACCAGUAAUGUAAACUUGGCCAAAGAAGUGUUGGAGUUUUUAUUAAAACAUAAAGAAUUUUCAAUGUCAAAAAAAGCUCAUUUACAUAUUGAAUUAGCCAAAGUUUUUGAAUUACAAUACAAACAAUUAGAUCUUGCAGCAAACGUAAUACUUGAUGGCCUCAAGGAUGAUAAUAUAACUGAAUUAGAUCGUCAAAUUUUAUCAAAAAGAGCAGUGAUGUAUGCAAAUCGUAAAGGCAGGAAGUUGGAUAAUGAGUUAAAAAAUGAACUGUUGAGUGUUGCUUCAAAACCAGGAAAAGAACCACCUAGUACAACAAUAAGUGGAAAAAUAAUUUCUGUUAAAGAAAAAGGUUCAUCUGGUCGUAAGCAAGUUUAUUUAAAGAUGACUGAGAAUGGGGACUGUCAUUACAUGUCUGUUGAAGAACUAGCCUUAUUACACUAUAAAAGUCAAGGAUUUUUGAAUGGAUUGCAUGACGAGGGUCAGCUUAUAAAGUCAAUGUUCUUACUGUGUUUUUGGGAAAUAAUAUAUGGUAGUUACAUACCAUAUGUUCUUUUUAUUAGCCCGUAUCAAGACUGCCCUUUAGAUUGGAGAACUCGUCAUUUCUACAAAAUUAGAGAAGAACAAAUUAAAAACCGAAUGGCAGAAUUGAAAAAAAUGAAUGUUGAUCAAAUAUGUGAUAUUUUGAAAAAUUAUUGUGAUGAAUACUGUGAUACUCAAUCUGUCGUAAAUUGGAAAUAUAUGAAUGUUGACAACUUACCUCUGUGCCGGACGUUAUUAGAGUGUGUUGGAAUAGAAGUGUUCCUUGCAAUUGGCGAUCAAAUAUUGAAAGAUGGCCGAAUUUAUUUGCAUGGCAUGCCAGACCUUGUUGUUUGGGAUGUUUCUAAGCAUAAAUGCAUGUUUGUUGAAGUAAAAGGGCCAAAUGAUAAAUUAUCAGAAAAACAAUACUCUUGGCUACUUAAACUUAUGGAGUUUGGUGCUAAUGUUGAAGUCUGUCAUGUUGUUGAAAAUGGAGGAAAAAAUAAUAAUUUUCAAAAUAUAGACUGAAAUUUAACAAGGAAA